Messenger RNA from Vollenhovia emeryi, 1032 nucleotides. It is a transcript of the gene Ski6, whose product is annotated as exosome complex component RRP41-like. The transcript is spliced from 3 exons. The coding region runs from base 105 to 923 and encodes 272 amino acids. Gene Ontology annotation, biological process: poly(A)-dependent snoRNA 3'-end processing; rRNA catabolic process; U4 snRNA 3'-end processing. Lineage: Eukaryota; Metazoa; Arthropoda; Insecta; Hymenoptera; Formicidae. Gene Ontology annotation, cellular component: nuclear exosome (RNase complex); cytoplasmic exosome (RNase complex); nucleolus. The record is from RefSeq and is a predicted model, not a curated record.
GUUGAUCUUGAUGUCAGGUGCAGUGUGUAAUAUCGCAGGCGUCUAUGCUAUAUGUACAUUAGAGGUUAAGUGAAAUUCGAUUUUGAUUGAUCUGUAAACGUACGAUGGAGCUGGGUCAAGAGGACGAUCAAGGCGGACUGCGCGUCGACGGCAGACGCGCGUUGGAAUUAAGACAGAUCCGUAUGCGAAUGGGAGUAUUCGGGCAAGCCGACGGCAGUGCGUACAUAGAGCAUGGCAACACGAAGGUUCUAGCCACCGUGUAUGGUCCUCAUCAGUCAAGAAGCAGCGCGUCGAGGAGCAGCACGAAGGCUACCGUAAAUUGCCAGUACAGCAUGGCCGUGUUUAGCUUCACUUCCGGUGAACGAAAGCGAAGACCCAGGGGAGAUUGGAAAUCGCAGGAGAGAUCGGUGCAGUUACGCCAUGCCAUGGAGGCCAUAAUACACUUGGAACUGUAUCCGCGCUCUCAGAUCGACGUCUUUGUGGAGGUCCUACAGGUCGACGGUAGCGACUAUUGUGCAUCCGUGAAUGCCGCGACGCUUGCAUUAGUCGACGCUGGAAUUCCGAUCAAGAAUUAUGCUAUCGGCUGUUCUGUAACUCUCGUCAACAAGCCGUCAACAGAAGAUGAAGAUAAGACAUUAGCGACGGGAGUACUAGACGCGAACUUUGUAGAGGAAUGUUCGCCAGGAGUUACCUUGUCCGUUGUCGCGUUGCCGGGAACGAACAGUGACGUUGAAGCGAAUGGGAGUGGUUUAAUAGUAAUAGCACAUGGGGCAGGGCAGAGAUUGCAUUUGUCACGUUUGGAAGCACUCAAGUACCGCGCAUUAAAAGGUUGCCAGGAUAUAAAGAACAUAUUGGAUCGUGGUGUGAGGCAUCAUUUAACUGCGAAUCUACUGCCUUCUUUUCUACAAAAUUCGCUUGACUAGUGGAAAAGGGGAUGAUCUCACUCGGGACUCUUAGAGCUUAUGUAAUUUAAUAGUCUUAUAAUAAUCUUAAACAAUCAUGUAUAUACACAAUCUAAUAAAAAAUUACUUU